AUGAGAGGGCGUUUAUCCAACCUCGGGGAUGAUCGAUCAGUCGGUGAUUCAUACGUUCAGGCAAUUCCGUCGUCGUCACUGAGUCCCCAGGAGACGUGCGAUUUAUGUCAAGUAGCGCUUCGCACUGUAUUUGGCCAUUUCGGAGCUAACAUUCCCAGCAGAAGAAAGCUGGUUCAUCAACUGAAACACGAGUGCAAACGACACUUCAACGUGAGUUGA
Messenger RNA from Cylicostephanus goldi, 219 nucleotides. The record is from the annotation of a GenBank genome assembly. NCBI's taxonomy places the organism in Eukaryota, Metazoa, Nematoda, Chromadorea, Rhabditida, Strongylidae.